This is a messenger RNA of Ilyonectria robusta, 1647 nucleotides long. RefSeq lists its product as uncharacterized. Gene Ontology annotation, molecular function: translation release factor activity, codon specific; sequence-specific mRNA binding. The coding region runs from base 130 to 1647 and encodes 505 amino acids. NCBI's taxonomy places the organism in Eukaryota, Fungi, Ascomycota, Sordariomycetes, Hypocreales, Nectriaceae. The transcript has 5 exons. Gene Ontology annotation, biological process: cytoplasmic translational termination. Gene Ontology annotation, cellular component: translation release factor complex; cytosol. The record is from RefSeq and is a predicted model, not a curated record.
UAAAAAUCUGGCACCAGCAUCCAACUUUCGGGAGUCUCUUGGUCCCAGAACACACCGCAACCCGGAGUCCCUAGACCCGCGAGACACGCCAAAUACUUACUCGCAAAGGCUCUCAAACACACCGCCAAGAUGAGCGACCCGCAGGCGAACGAGGCCGAGAAGAACAUCGAGAUCUGGAAGGUCAAGAAGUUGAUCAAGCGCCUCGAGGCCGCCAGAGGAAAUGGAACUUCCAUGAUUUCCCUGAUUAUUCCCCCCAAGGAUCAGGUCUCGCGAGCUGCGAAGAUGUUGGCUGAAGAAUACGGUACCGCCUCCAACAUUAAGUCCCGUGUCAACCGACAGUCCGUCCUGUCCGCCAUUACCUCGACCCAGCAGCGUCUCAAGCUGUACAACAAGGUCCCUCCUAAUGGUCUGGUCGUGUACUGUGGUGAAAUCUUGACCUCUGAAGGCAAGGAGCGAAAGGUCAACAUCGACUUCGAGCCGUUCAAGCCUAUCAACACCUCUCUCUACCUUUGCGACAACAAGUUCCACACCGAGGCCCUGGCCGAGCUUCUCGAGUCGGACCAGAAGUUCGGCUUCAUCAUCAUGGAUGGUAACGGUGCCCUCUUCGGAACCCUCAGCGGCAACACUCGCGAAAUCGUCCACAAGUUCUCCGUCGAUCUUCCCAAGAAGCACGGCCGUGGUGGUCAGUCCGCUCUUCGUUUCGCCCGUCUCCGUGAGGAAAAGCGUCACAACUACGUCCGCAAGGUUGCUGAGCUGGCUGUGCAAAACUUUAUCACUGCCGACAAAGUCAACGUGGCUGGCAUCAUUCUCGCUGGUUCCGCCGACUUCAAGAACGACCUCAACGCAUCCGACAUGUUCGAUAACCGUCUGGCAACCAAGGUCAUCAAGGUCGUCGAUGUCUCCUACGGUGGCGAGAACGGCUUCAACCAGGCUAUCGAGCUGUCUUCCGAGACUCUCGGCAACGUCAAGUUCAUCCAGGAGAAGAAGCUCAUUGGCAAGUACUUCGAGGAGAUUAGCCAGGAUACCGGCAAGGUCUGCUAUAGUAUUGACGACACGCUUAAAGCCCUGGAACUCGGUGCCGUUGAGAUUUUGAUUGUCUUUGAGAACCUUGAGAUCACCAGAUAUGUCCUGAAGGAUAGCAAUGGCACCGAGAUCAUUCUGCACACCACCAAGCAGCAGGAGCAGGCCACCCGAGAUAUGUUCCUCGACAAGGAGACCGGUCAGGAGAUGGAUAUUGUCUCUCAAGACUCAUUCCUGGAAUGGAUUGCUGAACACUACAAGGACUUUGGUACCACGCUCGAGUUCGUCUCUGACCGAUCGACCGAAGGCAACCAGUUCGUCAAGGGCUUUGGUGGCAUCGGCGGUCUUCUCCGAUACAAGGUCAACUUUGAGCAGCUAGCUGAUCUGAGUGACGACGAUGAUUACUACGACGCGGGUCCCCUCGUCACCAGCGAGGGAUCAACUCAAGUUCAACCGUCCACGCACGACCACAGUGCUAGGCGCCACGAGGCGCCGAGGUCGACCGAUGCCGCGCCGAUGUCAUUUGCUCAAAAGCGCCUGAUGGGGGGUGACUGUCUCGCGCCUCUCCAUCAUGAACACCAGGUGUCGCGACCCAGUCCACUUCGCACAAUGAUGACGGCCUCUUGA